UCCGCAUACGUUUCGUUCUGUGGAAAUUCACCAAGCUUAGUGGACUUGUAGUUUCUGUGUUAAAGGUGGCACUACAAUGCCUGGGCGCUUCCCUGUUUAUCGUUAGCUUAUCUAUCUAUUAUUAUUCGUAUUAUUAUUAUUUUUAUAAUUAUUAUGUAUUGUUAUUACAGCGCUGAGACGAUAUCCGCGGAGUUCUUUCGGCGCUGUAACAAAACAGAAAGUAGGCUCGACCAGACAAAGUAGACAUUUAUUGGAGCGACACACGUUUUGUAGCUUAUACUGUUGCGCUGGAGCACCCAGACACGCACAGUCCACAGUCUCUGCGGUCAUAUAAAUGCUACUAAACGGCAGCCUUGAUGUUCUUCCGGACGUCAUCAUUUGUGCGCUAGUUAACUUGAAAACAGGAAAUAAAGCGUGCUCCUCCGCUACUGGCGCAAAGUGCGUAACAGGGAAGUAAACCUAACCCAUUGUCUCCGCUGCAUAAAAGUUGUCCGGGGUGAACUGCUCGGUGCUCUCAGUGGAUUUCUCCUCGGUAAAAACAUUAAAACGUCAGUAACGAUCACACACGGGGACACACGUAAUCUUUAAAGUGAGUGAUGGAGGCAGGAAAUGUUCAUUAGGUUAUUCGGACUGGCGGAGUACUUGUGAGACAGACACCAGAGCAUUUUCCUAUGUUUGAAAUCUACAGUAUAUUUAACUGAAGCCCUCUGAUCAUGGCCCAGUGGACACAGAUGUCCCAGAUGAUACAGCACAUGAAUAACGACGCUAUGAACAGCCUCUAUCCCCCAGCCACCUUCCCCAUUGAAGUCAGACAUUAUUUAGCUGAGUGGAUUGAGAGACAAAGAUGGGACGACUUUGUGCUGGAAAAAGUGGACCAGGAGAGCAACGCCCAGGUUCUGUUGGACCAGACCAUCAGCAUGCUGCAAUCGAUCGCUCAGCAGAACGCCAAUGUGGUGGACCGGCUGAAGCUAAUGCAGAUCAGCAGGAACAUGACCAUGUUUCAGCAGCAACCUCUACAAUUUGCAGUGAUGGUCAGGGCCAUCCUCACAAAGGAGAGGGUUCUGCUGGCCACAUCCAAUCCACAGUUCCAACAGUACGCAAAUACAGAGUCCUCGUUCUCCAACAUACAGAGUGUAGACCACCUGGUUCUGAAGGUGCUAGAUGUCCAGGACACCCGACAAAAGAUGCACCAGCUGCAAGAAGAGCUCAACUGGGAGAGGCAGAACUAUGAGAGUUUACAAGAGCCAAAUAUGGAUCCCACAAGCUCAGAAAUGCAGAAACUCCAGAAGCUGCAGUACAACGUGAAGGCAAUGGCCACGAAGCGUUUCCAGCUGCUGAAGGAGUGUGUGGACAGUCUGGACCAGUGUCAGACCCUACUUAUCAGCAGGUUGAAGGAGUGGAGGUGGGAUCAGCACAAGGCCACCAUCGGACAACCAUUUGAUGACAACCUCAACCUCCUGCAGACCAGGUGUGAGCAGUUGCUUGGCGUAAAUGGAAAGCUGAGACAGGAGUUGGUGCUGAUAGGGAAACCAAUCCCAGAGCUCCAGGAAAGGCUGGGGACACUUCUCCAGGUUCUGAUUCAAAGCUCUAUUGUAGUGGACAAGCAUCCCCCUCAGGUCAUUAAGACGCAGUCAAAGUUCUCCACAACAGUGCGAUAUCUGUUGGGGGAAAAAGUUGCUCCUGGGAAGCCUGUGGUGCUAAAGGCGCAAAUCAUUAAUGAACUGCAGGCCAGAAACCUGGGAAGUGUACCUGGUGAUAAUGUUGGGGAACUGAUCAACAAUACAGCCAUCCUAGAACACAUCACAUCCACCAAAUACACAUGUGCCACCUUCAGGAAUAUGUCUAUCAAGAAGAUCAAGAGAGCAGACAGAAAGGGAUCAGAGUCUGUGACAGAAGAGAAAUUUGCUCUCCUUUUCUCGACGGAGAUCACCAUCACAGGCUGUGACACCCCCUAUAAGAUACAGAUAAUCUCACUGCCGGUGGUUGUCAUUGUUCAUGGUAGUCAGGAAAACAACGCUAUGGCCACCAUCAUAUGGGACUGCGCUUUUUCCGAACCGGACAGAGUGCCAUUCAAGGUGCCGGAGCGCGUGCCGUGGAAGAUGAUGUACAACACUCUCAACAGUAAAUUCACAGCUGAGGUCAAGACAAAGCACAAUCUUGACCAGUACAACCAGCACUUCUUGGCCCAGAAGGUAUUCUUUAUGCCUGACUUUGUCGAUGACUUCAGCAACAUGUUGGUAUCCUGGGCCCAGUUUAAUAAGGACGUUCUUCCGGGCCGACUCUUCACUUUCUGGCAGUGGUUUGAGGGAGUUAUGGAGCUGACCAAGAAGCACCUGAACAACUACUGGAGCGAAGGGCUGAUAUUUGGUUUCAUUGGGAAGCAGCAUCUACACCUGAUUCUCAAAGACAGGCCCAACGGGACAUUCUUGCUUCGCUUUAGUGACUCUGAGAUCGGAGGCAUCACCAUUGCAUAUGUGUCCGCUACUGAAAAUGGAGGACAGACAAUCCAUAACAUCCAGCCCUUCACCAAGAGAGAUCUUGAGAUCCGUAGCCUUGGAGACCGCAUCCGGGACAUAAACGACAUAACAUACCUGUAUCCUGAAUUUCCUAAAGAUGAAGUUUUCAAAAAAUUCUACACAGAGCCUCAAGCAGCACCCGGAGGGGGCUAUAUCCCUGUGUCUCUCCUUACCAAAGUCGGCACGGAAGCCCUCGUUGAUAGCCCUCACAGUGUUGUUGGCUUCUCUGUUUGUACAGAUGAUAUGGAACUAGAUAUUCAAACAAUCCUUGAGACUCUGGAUCAAUAGGAGGAUUUCCCAUCAAAAUUGGUUUUGGGCUGCCAAGCAGACAGCAGAUGGAGACCAGAGCCAAAAUCGUCUUACCUUCAUAUGAAAGGAGCCCCAUUGCUCGGUCAGACUUUCAUCCAUCUACGGAUUCAUCUACUUUUGAGUAAAAACAAAUCGAGCUGGUACUAUGUUGCAUAGGAAAUAAUUUUAAGGACAAAGUCAAACUGAGAACAAAGAAAAGUGCUGUCCUCCUUGUUGUGCAUCUCUUUAAAAAGAAACUCUGUCUCAGGUUUGUUGAUGUUGUUCUCCACUCAGUGGACAGUCAGCCACCGCUAUGUUCUCCUCUGGGUUUGUUGCAUGUUUUACAAGACGAAAGCACAUCUGAGUGUUUUUUCCAUAUUGUAUAUAAUCAUUCCUUAUGAUGGCUAAACCUCAGCUAUGGUAGCUAUGGUAUACUCAAUCUCACAUUAACUCACAGAAUGCAUGAGCACGACUUCAUAGAUCAGCCAAUGUUCAUGGCCUAACCUGUUUUGUAUAUAGUGUGGAUUAGGAACAUGAAAGGAACAAUAAGCUUGUUUAUUACUGUUGACUGUUACUAUAUUGAUGGACACUCACGAUAUAGCAGAUGGCAAAAUAAUGGUGAUGAUGAUGAUGGCGGUGGUGGUGGGAAAUGCUUAUAUUAUUUCGGACUACUUAGAGUGGCAAUCUUUCACAUUUCAGGUUGAUUUACGACACCCUACUGGUAGUAACAGCAAAUUCGGUUUGAUACCACAGGUGGCAGAAUGCUGAGGGUUUCUCUCCUUCCGUCUCCUUCUUCUUCCAUUACUGCAUUAUGUAAAACUGAUCUGCUGUCAAAAAAUCCCCCAAAUGAUCGUCUUGUUUUGCAGAUGCAUUUUUGAUGAACGAUUGCGGUCAACGUCAAGCUCAAUGACAAAAAAACGUUUAUUUCCUCUAACUGCUUCAUAAUAAAAGUAAACUUGUUUUUGGCGAGUUAAAUGCUUUUAAUAUGAAGCCACAGCAGUAGAAAAUGUUCGGUUUGCAAGGGCAGUAACUUAAUACAGCAUGUUUUCCUGGAAUGUCGCCACAGACACCCAGUUCGUAAUGCUGCAAACACAUAAAUAUUGCAAUACUUUCAUCAGUGGGCAAUAGGCUAAAUAAAUAUUGUGUUAACCCAUUCUGCAAUAUUAUUAGGCUACUUUAGAGACUCAAAUAUGUGUAUUUUCUGUUCAUGUUUAUAUUUUUAAAGCUUUCAUUCGCAUGUGUUACCUUCUCUCAUCCAUCAAGUCCAACUAAUUGCCCAAAUGUAAAAAGAUAUCGGUAUCUGUGUCCAGUCUUUGGUGUGAUACAAAUCAUAAAUAUAGAGAAAGUAGCCUAUAUUUCCAUACCAUUACUAUGUAAAUUCCCAAUUCCCAUUUUUUAAAAUUAUAUGUAUGUAUGGUGUUUCACAUAACAUAUGUGUCAUUUGAAGAUUUGUUACGUGUUUGAUAAACAAAUAUGAAAGGGAUAUAGAGUAGAGUGAUUACUGUUAAUAGGAAACAUUACAGGAGACAACAUCCUCCUGGUAGGAGAUGCAGUAUCUUUGCUUUGUGGGAGCUCUAAAUCUUGCUCUGAUUUGAGCAGCUUUUACUCACAACUGCAUGAUGGGCUUCACAGUUAAUCUUCCUAAUUAACCAACUUUUGGUUUUAUGAGAAGCUUUGCACUACCUACUAUCACUGUCAGUGUUGUGCAUGCAUACAUAUAUUACUGGGUUAGACCAUGUUGCAUGUAUGUUGAUAACUCUUUUGAAAAACACCCUGAGGCUCCAACUACAAUCAUAUAUCUUUAAACUGUUGUGACAAAUAAAAUCUUUUUUUUCUUCAAAAUA
This is a messenger RNA of Cyclopterus lumpus (lumpfish), 4648 nucleotides long. RefSeq names its product signal transducer and activator of transcription 6, interleukin-4 induced (gene stat6). The transcript is spliced from 19 exons. The record is from RefSeq and is a predicted model, not a curated record. Bases 714 to 2804 code for a protein of 696 amino acids. Gene Ontology annotation, molecular function: DNA-binding transcription factor activity, RNA polymerase II-specific; RNA polymerase II cis-regulatory region sequence-specific DNA binding. Gene Ontology annotation, biological process: cell surface receptor signaling pathway via JAK-STAT; regulation of cell population proliferation; cytokine-mediated signaling pathway. Lineage: Eukaryota; Metazoa; Chordata; Actinopteri; Perciformes; Cyclopteridae.